This is a messenger RNA of Lachnellula hyalina, 702 nucleotides long. RefSeq lists its product as uncharacterized. The transcript is spliced from 2 exons. Bases 1 to 702 code for a protein of 233 amino acids. NCBI's taxonomy places the organism in Eukaryota, Fungi, Ascomycota, Leotiomycetes, Helotiales, Lachnaceae. The record is from RefSeq and is a predicted model, not a curated record.
AUGCUCUGCAGCAACCGCCCGGAAGGCUUUGGCCCACACUCAACCCUCUCCUCCCCAAUCCCAACAACCUGCUUCGUCGACACAAUCAUAAUCCCCCUCCCCGUCUGGAUCGCUUUAUUUCUCCUCCCCCUCCUCAUCACUAUCUCCCUCCACCACCGAAAACAGAACUUUGACCCCUCAACCGCGCAUCUUCGCGCCGUCGCCCCACGAUCAUGCAGCUUCAUCACCGUCCACAUCCUGUUCUACCUCUUCAUAAUCGCCAACAUCCUCAUGCUGACACUCGAGAUUGUGCGCCUGGAAUUACUACACUUUGGCAUUGGCCUACUGCCGUUUUCGUAUGUCGGGCUGUUGCUAGGUGCGGGGCUGCAUGCGAGUGAGGGGUUCCGGGGGCAUAUUAGAGGAUGGCAGGUCGUGAAUGGUGUGCUCUGGCUUGGGGGUAUGGUUGUUAGUAUUGUGCAGGUAGUGGGGUUGAAUAAGGAGGGCAUCCAUGGGAGGAAAGGGACUAAGUAUCCCAUCAGUGAUCAGGUCAUUGAUGUUGCGGUUAUGGCGGGGGUUUAUGCUGCUAUUGCGCUGUUGGAGGUCGGGUUGGGGGCUUGGAGCGUGAAGAGGGAUGGUGGUAGAAGAGAAAGUUUGAAGAGUGGCAUUGGGGGUGUUGGGCAGCACGAGAUGACUGAUUAUGGUGCAGCGCAUCAUAGAUCAUAG